This is a messenger RNA of Neogale vison (American mink), 3359 nucleotides long. RefSeq names its product solute carrier family 13 member 3 (gene SLC13A3). The record is from RefSeq and is a predicted model, not a curated record. Gene Ontology annotation, cellular component: membrane. Gene Ontology annotation, biological process: citrate transport; monoatomic anion transmembrane transport. Gene Ontology annotation, molecular function: citrate transmembrane transporter activity; sodium:dicarboxylate symporter activity; succinate transmembrane transporter activity. NCBI's taxonomy places the organism in Eukaryota, Metazoa, Chordata, Mammalia, Carnivora, Mustelidae. Bases 125 to 1789 code for a protein of 554 amino acids. The transcript is spliced from 13 exons.
UGAGGGAUCAAGGGAAGUCUCCAUUUGCUGACAGGCAGACCGACCCUCCUCCACAGGGCCAGGUGGCUGGUCUGAGUUCACCCAGGAGGCAGAGGAAGGCCGCUGCCUAUUUGUCAUCCUGCUCAUGGCCAUGUAUUGGUGCACUGAGGCCCUGCCCCUCUCGGUGACGGCCCUGCUGCCCAUCAUCCUCUUUCCUUUCUUCGGCAUCCUGCCCUCCAACAAGGUCUGCCCUCAGUACUUCCUGGACACCAACUUCCUCUUCCUCAGUGGGCUGAUCAUGGCCAGCGCCAUUGAGGAGUGGAACCUGCACCGAAGGAUCGCCCUCAAGGUCCUCAUGCUCGUUGGGGUCCAGCCAGCCAGGCUCAUUCUGGGGAUGAUGGUGACCACCUCCUUCUUGUCCAUGUGGCUGAGCAACACGGCUUCCACCGCCAUGAUGCUGCCCAUUGCCAGCGCCAUCCUGAAAAGCCUCUUCAGCCAGAAUGAGGCUGAGAAGGACCUCAACUGGCAGAGUGACGAGAGCUCAGCUGCUGUGCGCAGGAAUGGCCUGCACCCUGUGCCCACGGAGAUGCAAUUUCUGGCCAGCCCAGAAGACAAAGACUGCCCUGAGGCCGAGGCUCCAUUGGACCUUCUAGCAGACUGCGAGAAGGAGGAGGAAUAUCGCAGAAACAUCUGGAAGGGCUUCCUCAUCUCCAUCCCCUACUCGGCCAGCAUAGGGGGCACUGCCACCCUCACGGGCACGGCCCCCAACCUCAUCCUGCUAGGCCAGCUCAAAAGUUUCUUCCCACAGUGCGAUGUGGUGAAUUUCGGCUCCUGGUUCAUUUUCGCCUUCCCUCUCAUGGUGCUGUUCCUGUUGGUGGGCUGGCUGUGGAUCUCCUUCCUGUACGGGGGAAUGACCCUGAGGGGCUGGAGGAAGAAGAAAUCUGAGAUCAAAAGUGAUGCAGAAGACAGGGCUCGUGCCGUGAUUCGGGAGGAAUUCCAGAACCUGGGGCCCAUCAAGUUUGCUGAACAGGCCGUGUUCACCCUUUUCUGCAUGUUCGCCAUCCUCCUCUUCUCCCGGGAUCCGAAGUUCAUCCCUGGCUGGGCCAGCUUCUUCACCCCUGGGUUUCUUUCUGAUGCUGUUACCGGAGUGGCCAUUGUCAUCAUUUUGUUCGUCUUCCCAUCCCAAAGGCCCUCUUUCAAGUGGUGGUUUGACUUUAAAGCUUCCAACGAAGAGACAGAGCCCUUGCUGACAUGGAAAAAGGUUCAGGACACGGUGCCUUGGAACAUCAUUCUUCUCCUGGGAGGGGGCUUCGCCAUGGCCAAAGGCUGUGAGGAGUCAGGGCUGUCGGCGUGGAUCGGUGGGCAGCUGCACCCCCUGGAGAACGUGCCCCCCGCCCUGGCUGUGCUGCUCAUCACCGUCGUCAUCGCCUUCUUCACCGAGUUUGCCAGCAACACGGCCACGAUCAUCAUCUUCCUGCCGGUGCUGGCAGAGCUGGCCAUCCGUCUGAGAGUGCACCCCCUGUAUUUGAUGAUCCCCGGCACGGUCGGCUGCUCCUACGCCUUCAUGCUCCCGGUCUCGACGCCCCCCAACUCCAUUGCCUUCGCCUCUGGACACCUGCUGGUCAAAGACAUGGUACGGACAGGCCUCCUGAUGAACCUCAUGGGUGUCCUGCUGCUCAGCUUGGCCAUGAAUACUUGGGCACAAACCAUCUUCCAGCUGGGCGUCUUCCCAGACUGGGCCGACAUCCACUCAGCCAACAUCACGGCACUGCCAUCCGCCUUGGCCAACGACACAUUUCGGACCCUUUGAGUCCCCCUCCAGGACGCUCUUCGAGCUGGGCCCUCUCAGAAGGCUUCUGCCAUCACCUGCUGCUGGGACUCUACAAGGACGAUCUUGAGCAGUUCUUUUCUGUGAUCCAGUAUGCAGCAAGCAAGGGUGACCUCCAGUGGUCCACUUGGGCCCACAGGCUCAUUAUCUAGGACACGGUCUCCUUCUCUUUCAUGGAGGUCAGGGCCCAGACAUCUCCCAGAUCCGCUGCCAGAGAAAUAAGCUCCUUUAUCUCUGAGCUGUUAUAUGGCUAGAAUGCAAGAGCGCCCUAUCCCAGCAACAGGAAGCAAAUCUGGAAUAUGGCAUUUGUCUUACACUGUUGGAAUGGGUGGGGGCAUUGAUUCUUAUGGGCACUGUUAACAUCUCCCACAGCCUACCUUAAGUUACCCUCCGGAGAAGUCAUCUUGCCUUUAAAGGUCACCUUUCUCGGAGAGGAAGGCUUUUGGGGCCACAGUGUUCCAGGUGUUCACAGCCGUGGUGUGUCCUGCUCAGUCGGUGCCCAUUCUGUGCCCGUUGUUUGAACGUGACCCCUGCCAGUACACCACUUUCAAUCCUUGGAGACAGGGGAGGGACAGAUGACCUCUUGAGGACAGGGAGGCUGCGCCAACCCCCCUUGCUGCGCUUCUGGGGGUCCCGGCACACCCUGGGCAUUCUAGAAACCCCCAGCUGACAUCUCUACCCAAGCUUUUUAGGAUUUUUCUGUCUGAAUAAGUUUCACUGUAAUUCUGGGGUCAGGCCAAGCCCCGGCCCUACCGUCCUUCCAGAGAGGACUCUCCUACGUGUGGCCCACGGGGGCCUUUGUCGCUGCCCUUUGUCGCUGCCCGCUACUCCUGAUUCCAGCAGCUGGUCUUUCCUUUCUUAUACAUCCCCAGAGGGGUAAAGGUGUUUAAUUAGCAAAGGCCACGUUUUUCAGGAAUGACAAAAAAAAUAAAUAAAUAAGAUACACUGGGGCCUCAUCAAAGGCCAGGGUAAAAUUUCUCAGGCAGGCAAUAUAUCCUACCCUCUUCUGCAGAGAAGGUCAACCGAGAUUCUCCUGAGCCAGUGGCUGGCGGGGGCUUUCCUAGAUGAUUUGAUCCCUCCUCGUUUCCAGCAGAAGCGCGUGGGUAUCCCCAGUGAACGGCACAGUAUCAGGCCCAGCGGGUGCUCAAGAAGUGAAGGGAUUGGCCCAGCGCUAGCCUGGCACCAAACAGGUGCCCAUGGGGCUUCUGGAAGCCUCGUGUCUCCCUUCCUACACAUCUGAGGGACCAUGAUCCCCAAGCAGCAGCCAGAGACUCAGUACGGCACGAGUGAGUCAUGGAUGUUUCCCUGGGAGCAGCGGGGAGGAGAGAGGAGAGGCCCCCACGUUGGAGGAUGGGCUCUACCUCUUCCCAUGUGAGUACUUCAGUAAUCAAGUCACAGUCGCAGCCCAGAGGGCUUGAGAGAUGCACUCCUGGAGAACAGGGGACGGGAGAAGUCCAUUCACAGAGAAACCCAUGGGACUUGUAACCAGAUGAAUCAUGAUUUCAAAUACUUCUGAUUGAAAAUGUAAUAAAAUAAAGAGUGUUAAUCAACA